GAAAAUAUAGACACCGCAGCCCUGCCAUCGUUCUCGUCGUGGCUUCGACCCAUCGAUCGAUUUCCCGUCGACCGUGUCGUCUUCCUUACGAUCCGUCGAUUCUUUAGAAUCUUGCCGUUUUCGAUUCGUUUUCUCGGUCGAUCCAGUGUCCUUUAACCGUAGGAAUCGAUUUAGGGUUCGAACAGAAGAUGGAGCCGAUGGAUAUCCUUGGGAAAUCGAAGGAGGAUGUUUCGCUGCCAAAAUGAUAUGGUGCACAUCAAACAUAGUUUUCAGUCCUUACCAUAGCCCUGUUAUGAAUUGGAUAUCCUUUAUUAAUUUAAAAUUAGAAACUUUUAGAUUUUUUUAGUUUUUUUAAAUAUAUUUUUACGUUCAGUCAGCUUAACAAACGAGUAGCUUUAUUUUCAGGAAACAAAAUACAAAAACCUACUCAACCAUGUUUGAGUUUCUUUUCAAAAGAAACUGAUGCAGCAAGCCAAAUAACUUGUAUGAUUGUUGCAUGGACUUUAGUAAUUUCCUCUAUUUACUGCACUGUUGCCAAAAAAACAUUCCACAAUGUUCAAGAUUAUAAAGGAGAUGUUACCACCGGAUGUUCGUGUUGCUAGAGAUACCCAAGAUCUUCUUGUGGAGUGUUGUGUAGAAUUCAUCAAUUUAAUUUCUUCUGAGUCCAAUGAAGUAUGUAAUCGCGAGGACAGACGGACAAUUGCACCAGAGCAUGUGCUCAAGGCGUUGGAGGUUCUUGGCUUUGGCGAGUACAUUGAGGAAGUUUAUGCUGCAUACCAACAGCAUAAACUUGAAACACUGGACUCGCCAAAAGGUACUAAAUUUGGCGGCAUAGAGAUGACGGAGGAACAAGCAGCGGCAGAGCAACAGAGGAUGUUUGCUGAGGCCCGAGCAAGGAUGAACAAUGGAGUGAGCUCUCAGAAGCCAUCAGAAUCUGAUCCCCCUCUCGAGAGCUAAUGAAGUCCUAUAUUUCAAAGGUUUAUGUAAAGCUUCGAUAAAAUGGCACAAUCCAAGGUAUUGCAGUCUGACUUCAGUUUGUAUAUCUGGUUAUUCACUAUGACAGAACCGCCUGAUAUGUAGCAGCAUAGUUUAUAAAAUCCAGAAUAUUCUUCUCUGUUCU
This is a messenger RNA of Zingiber officinale, 1120 nucleotides long. Its product is annotated as protein Dr1 homolog. The coding region runs from base 553 to 957 and encodes 134 amino acids. Lineage: Eukaryota; Viridiplantae; Streptophyta; Magnoliopsida; Zingiberales; Zingiberaceae. The transcript has 6 exons. Gene Ontology annotation, molecular function: protein heterodimerization activity. The record is from RefSeq and is a predicted model, not a curated record.